Molecule: messenger RNA, 3193 nt
Organism: Cyphomyrmex costatus
Lineage: Eukaryota; Metazoa; Arthropoda; Insecta; Hymenoptera; Formicidae
Product: aminopeptidase Ey-like
Exons: 15
Coding region: 1-2952 (983 amino acids)
Biological process (GO): peptide catabolic process; proteolysis
Cellular component (GO): membrane; cytoplasm
Molecular function (GO): peptide binding; metalloaminopeptidase activity; zinc ion binding
Source: RefSeq, a predicted model, not a curated record
AUGAUUACGAAUGUUCUGGCAACGAUGGACACGAAUACGAGUAUGUUCGGACGCAAAAAUGGCUGUACAAUUCCUUGGUAUUGCGCCUGCUUGCUAGGCGUUUUUUUUCUAUUCUGCUUGGUCGCUACUGGUUUAUUAGUAUAUUAUUUUGCACCUUGUCACGAGAAGCAAGUUUCACCAAGCACGGAAACGGAUAUUUUCUCUCCGACGAUACCAACAAAGGAAGAUAUAGAUAUUAGAUUACCGAAAGAUGUUUUGCCGGAUUUGUACGAAUUAUGGCUGAUACCAUUCAUAUGGGAAGGCAACUUCACCUUCCACGGCAAGAUCAAAAUUUUAGUAAAUGUGACAAACGAUACAAAUAAUGUUACCUUACAUGCCGUCGACAUAAAGAUUGAUGAAGACUUUACGAGUAUCAGGGAGUACUCGGCUAAGCUCGAUGAGAGUAAUAAUGAAACUACGGUAAUCGGGAUUGCAGAGCAGAAAAACGAUACCGAUAGACAAUUUUAUGUGAUUAAAACUUCGAAUAAAUUAAAAAAAGGCAAGCAGUACAUCGUACAUCUCAAGUUUAUUGGAUAUUUGAAUGACAACUUGCACGGUUUCUACAGAAGCUCGUAUAUGGUUGGCAAUCAGACAAGAUGGAUUGCUACAACUCAGUUUGAAUCGACGGAUGCGCGCCGUGCUUUUCCAUGUUUCGACGAACCAGCUUUGAAAGCCAAGUUUCAAAUCAACAUAGCGCGUCCUAAAAACAUGACAUCUAUUUCAAAUAUGCCCAAAAAAGAGGAAACGACGCUACUGCCCGAUUUAGAUACGUACGUGUGGGAUCAAUAUGAGCGUUCGGUACCGAUGUCUACGUACUUAGUAGCUUUCAUAGUUUUCGAUUUUGAUGUGAGAAAAUCAAAAGAUGGCGAAUUUAGAGUUUGGACACGCCACGACGCUAUUGCUCAAUCAGAAUAUAGCUUGAGUAUUGGACCAAAAAUGCUUAAAUUCUUUGAGAACUAUUUUAAGAUUAAGUACCCUUUGCCGAAGAUGGACAUGGUUGCUUUACCAGAUUUCGAAGCUGGCGCCAUGGAGAAUUGGGGAUUAAUGACAUUUAGAGAGACAGCAAUGUUGUAUCAGGAAGAGGAGGAUGGUAUAACGAACAAUGAUAGUAAGCAGUUAGUAGCUCUAGUAUUAGCACAUGAGCUUUCGCAUCAGUGGUUUGGGAAUUUAGUAACUCUAAAUUGGUGGACAGAUCUUUGGCUAAAUGAAGGUUUUGCCAGUUACAUGGAAUACAUUGGCACGAAUGCGGUGGAACCGGAAUGGAGGAUGCUGGAACAAUAUGUUGUUCACGAACUUCAAAGUAUAUUCAAUUUAGAUGCUUUAGAAUCUUCCCAUCCUAUAUCCAUUAAAGUUGACUAUCCGGAUGAAAUUAAUGAAAUCUUUGACACUAUUAUUUAUGUAAAAGGUUCUGCUGUAAUAAGAAUGAUGGAUCAUUUUCUUACAACAAAUGUUUUUAAGAAAGGUCUGACUAAUUAUUUGAAUGAAAGAGCCUAUCAAAAUGCCGAGUCAAAUGAUUUAUGGACCGCUUUGACCAAACAAGCUCACAAAGACAAGGUACUUGAUUCAAACGUAACUGUUAAGAAAAUAAUGGAUACUUGGACUUUGCAAACCGGCUUUCCCGUAGUUACUAUCUCACGAAACUAUACCAAUGGUAGUAUCAUGCUGACACAGGAACGAUUUCUGCUUGACCACAACAUUACAAGAAUCACAUCUGAUAAGUCGGAACCAUUAUGGUGGAUACCAAUCACUUAUACGAGUGAGAAGCAAUUAAACUUUAAUAACACUCAACCUACAAUUUGGAUGAAAGCAGAACGUUCGAUCACUCUUAAUGAUUUAGAUGUAAAAUCAUAUGAGUGGAUACUUUUUAAUCUGCAAGAAACUGGAUAUUACAGAGUGAAUUAUGAUAUAGUAAACUGGAGGUUGAUAAUCAAACAAUUGAAUAAUAUUAAGAACUUUAAAAAUAUCUUGGUAAUUAACCGAGCACAAUUGGUUGAUGACGCUCUUAACUUGGCCAGAGCUGGCAAACUUGAUUACGACAUUGCUUUCAAUGUCACGUCUUAUUUGGCCCAUGAAACCGAAUAUUUGCCCUGGAAAGCAGCUUUCAGGGCUAUAAGUUACCUUAAUAAUAUGUUAAUUAAAUCACGGGGUUACGAUAAAUUUAGGUUGCACGUAUUAAAUCUACUCAGUAAUGUAUACAAGCAAGUCGGUUUCAUUGAUAAAGUGGAAGAUCCUCAGAUGACAGUCUUCAAUCGAAUUAAUAUUUUAAAUUGGGCAUGUUAUUUCGACCAUGAGCAUUGCGUUAUGAAAGCUGUGCAAUACUUCAAAUAUUGGCGUAACACUCCUAAUCCGGAUAUUAAUAAUCCGAUUCCACCAAAUUUGAGGGGAGUGGUUUAUUGCACGGCCAUUCGAGUAGGUGGACAAAGCGAAUGGACAUUCGUUUGGCAACGGUAUCUAGCAACCAAUGUUGGAUCGGAGAAGAAUCUGCUUUUACAGGCAUUAUCUUGCACGAGAGAGAUAUGGCUGUUAAGUCGGUACUUAGAUUGGGCUGUGACGGAAAAUUCGGGAAUCAGAAAACAAGAUGCUACUCGGGUUUUCGAAUUGGUUGCUAGUAACAUUGCCGGACAGUCACUCACGUUUGAUUACAUUAGAAACAAAUGGAUGGAUCUUAGGGAAUAUUUUGGAAUAUCAUUUUCAAUAUCAGCUAUAAAUUCUAUCAUACCAUCGGUAGCAGGAAAUAUAAAUACAAGAUAUGAACUCAAAGAUUUGGUAGAGUUCGUAAAAGAACACCUGGAUGAGUUUAGUAAUGCGACAAGAACUCUGCAGCAAGUAAUAGAAAAUGCGGAAUCUAACAUAAAAUGGUUCGAUAAGUAUCAUGAUAAGAUUUAUAAUUGGUUACAGAGAAAUGUUGUAUAAAAUUAAUAAACGUAUCCCUAGAAUAUUAAAUGUAAAAGUAGACUCUACACAAAGAAUAUUUGUCGCCAGAUAUCUCUGUACAAUUACUGUUAAGUAUAUUUACGCAAACGACCAUAAUAUUUGCCAGGUUGCGUAGUAUAAGUCUGUCUUAUGAUAAUUGAUUUGUAAUAAUGAGAUACAUUGUCUCGGCUAUGACAUAUCCGAUAUAUCAAAUUAACGUAUAACGUUGUAUUUGCGUGUA